GCUUUCCUUGCAUCACUUCUGGGAUGAAGCUGGUCCUACUGUAGGGCCAUGAGUGGUUCAUUAGGCAGAUGAAGUAUAACUGUGAAGGAGACCUCCUCUUCACCGUGGCCAAGGAACCUAUCAUUAAUGCAUGGUACUCUGUGAAUGGUGAGAGGCUGGGCAUCUACAUGGACCAUACCAGAGCUGUGUGGUAUGUGGACGCUGACUGGGACACCAAGCAUGUCCUCACCCGUUCAGCUGACAACCAUCUUUGGGCCUGUGAAACAGGGAAACAGCUGGUCCUACUCAAGACCAAUUCAACUGUAUGGAUCUGCAGUUUUGACUUUGGGGGCAAUAUCAUCACUUUCUCCAUGGAGAAGCAGAAAAGCUAUCAGUGCUUUGUGAGCUUAUUUGACCUGCAGGAUCUGAGCCAGAUUGACAGCAAUGAGUGCCACCUAAAGAUCCCUUGCAAUGACUCUAAAAUCACUAGUGCCGUUUGGGGCUCCUGUGGGGAGUGCAUCAUUGCAUGCCAUGACAGUGGAAAGCUCAACCAGUAUAGUGCCAAGCCUGGGGAGGUGUUGGUGAAUGUUAAGGAGCACUCCCAGCAGAUUAAUGACAUCCAGUUAUCCAGGGACAUGACCGUGUUUGUCAAUGCAUCCAAAGACAACACAGCCAAGCUUUUUGACUCUACAACUCUUCAACAUCAGAAGACUUUCUGAACAGAAAGCCCCAUCAGCUCAGCUACCCUCUUCCCCAGCUAUGACCAUAUUUUGCUGGGCAGUGGUCAGGAAGCCAUGGAUGUAACCACAACCUUCACCAGGAUUGGCAAGUUUGAGUCUGGGUUCCUCCAUUUGGCCUUCGAAGAAGAGUUCAGAAGAGUCAAGGGGCACUUUGGACCUAUCAACAGUGUUGCCUUCUAUCCUGAUGGCAAGAGCUACAGCAGUGGCAGUGGGGAUGGUUACAUCCAUAAUCUACUACUUCGACCCACAGUACUUU
Molecule: messenger RNA, 975 nt
Organism: Pongo pygmaeus (Bornean orangutan)
Lineage: Eukaryota; Metazoa; Chordata; Mammalia; Primates; Hominidae
Product: eukaryotic translation initiation factor 3 subunit I-like
Exons: 1
Coding region: 69-698 (209 amino acids)
Biological process (GO): cytoplasmic translational initiation
Cellular component (GO): cytoplasm; eukaryotic translation initiation factor 3 complex, eIF3m
Molecular function (GO): translation initiation factor activity; RNA binding; protein binding
Source: RefSeq, a predicted model, not a curated record